Molecule: messenger RNA, 2463 nt
Organism: Rhinocladiella mackenziei CBS 650.93
Lineage: Eukaryota; Fungi; Ascomycota; Eurotiomycetes; Chaetothyriales; Herpotrichiellaceae
Exons: 1
Coding region: 1-2463 (820 amino acids)
Biological process (GO): carbohydrate metabolic process; N-glycan processing
Molecular function (GO): alpha-glucosidase activity
Source: RefSeq, a predicted model, not a curated record
AUGAAGACUUAUCACUUCGACAGCAAACCCUUAGCCCACCCCGAUGCCAUAAUCACAGGAUCUCAUUACCGUUUCACACUCCUUACCGACCGAUUAAUCCGCUACGAAUGGUCUUAUGAUGGAAAAUUCGAAGAUCGGGCAUCAACCUUCGCGAUCAAUCGGGAGUUCCCCGUCCCGAAAUUCCAGAAGAUCGAACGCCCCGACGAACUCGAGAUCAUCACAGACCAUUUCCAUCUGAGCUACGACAAGGAACGAUUCAGCCCCAAUGGACUGAUGUGUAGCUUCUCCGCGAAGAUCACUCAGUGGGGAGCCCAGUGGCGGUACGAUGACCCGCUGAAUGCUUCGAGAUCUCAGAAUCUCGGCGGAACAGCUAGAACCUUGGACGGGUGUGAUGGACGCUGUGAUAUGGGGGAUGGCGUGUUGUCUCGGUUCGGAUAUGCGGCUAUCGAUGAUGGCGAAACCAUGCUGUUUGACGGCAAGGGCUUCGUAGCUGGACGAUUGCCUGGAGAUCGCAUUGAUGGGUACCUAUUUUGUCAUGGCCACGAUUAUAAAGGGGCAAUAAGAGAUUUCUACGCGGUGAGCGGCAAACAGCCUAUAUUGCCCCGGUGGGCGUUAGGAAAUUGGUGGAGUCGCUACUACAAAUAUCAUCAGGAUGAGUAUCUCGGGUUGAUGGACGAAUUCAAGAAGAGGGAGAUCCCGCUGUCCGUUGCAGUGAUUGAUAUGGAUUGGCAUCUGGUGGAUGAUGAUCGGGUUCCUCAUGCCGGCUGGACGGGAUAUACUUGGGACAGCAAGUUGUUUCCAGACCCGACCACUUUUGGUCGAGACUUGCACAGUCGGAAUCUCAAGAUUGCAUUGAAUGAUCACCCGCAUUCGGGGAUACAUUCGCAUGAGGAUGCAUAUGAGGAGAUGGCUAAAUUCUUGGGCCACGACACCUCGAGGAAGAAUCCUAUCCGGUUCGACCCGACAUCCCCUAAAUUCAUGGAAGCAUAUCUGGGCAUCCUCCAUCGGAAUAUUGAAAAGGUCGCCUGUGAUUUCUGGUGGAUUGACUGGCAACAAGGUUCACAUACCAAGGUACCUGGAAUCGACCCUCUCUGGCUCCUCAACCAUUUUCAUUUUCUCGACAAUGCUCUCGACGGCAAACGCCCCCUCAUCUUCUCACGAUAUGCCGGGCCAGGGAGCCAUCGUUAUCCGGUCGGAUUCUCGGGGGACACAGUGACGACAUGGGCGUCGCUGGAAUUCCAACCCGAGUUUACAGCCACGGCGUCCAAUAUCGGCUAUGGCUGGUGGAGUCAUGAUGUAGGCGGACACAUGCUAGGAACCCGCGACGACGAGCUGGUGACGCGAUGGGUGCAAUUUGGUGUCUUCAGCCCCGUGAUGCGCUUACACUCUUCCAAGUCGCGCUGGACAUCCAAGGAGCCCUGGCUAUAUCGCACGGAGAGCGAGUUGAUCAUCCAAAAUUUCAUGCGUCUCCGUCACCGAAUGAUCCCAUAUCUCUAUACGUGCAACGUCCUUGCGUCCACCGAGGAUGAACCCCUCAUCCAGCCUAUGUACUGGUGCUUCCAAGAUCGGGAUGAGGCAUACCAAGUCCCCAAUCAAUAUUUUUUUGGCUCGGAGUUGAUUGUCGCCCCGAUCGUGAAGCCAAGGGACAAGAGAACGAAUCUGGGCUGUGUCAAGACCUGGCUACCGCCUAAGUAUCGCCAUGUCGAUGUUUUCACAGGCACCGUCUACGACGGAAACAGGGAAUUGAAUAUGUAUCGACCUCUUCAUGAGAUUCCCGUGUUGGCACAUGAAGGCAGCAUCAUCCCGCUCGACGCGGACCCGACGCCCCAAAAUGGUGGCUUGAAUCCAACGCACUUUGAAGUCCUCGUUGUCGUCGGCCGUAAUGGACGGAGCCGUGUUCUAGAAGAUCCCGCCGAUGACUCUGACCCCGUCAAGAAAGAAUCCCCUUCGUCCGGCGAACGUGGCAGUUUGAUCCGAUAUGACCAGGCUCAAGGCGUCUUAACGGCCCACGUCACAGGCAGGACCUGGACUUUCCGCUUCCUCGCCAUCACCGAAGUCCCGAAGGACCUCAAAAUCGUCGUUGACGGCAAGGAUUGCACUCAAGAUGCCAAAGUCUCGAUCGAAAGUUUUCCGUCCACCCCGUCGAUGUUGGCCCAUGUCCCUGCUCCGGAAAAGGAGGAGGAGGAGGGAGAGAAGAAGAGGAGGAAGAAAUACACUAUUCACAUCUCGCUAGGCCGGGACCCGCAAUUGAGCGUGCUCGAUCAUAAAGCGCGGAUUGAGCGGUUGCUACUUGACUAUCAGACUGAGUUUGAGAUUAAGGAUCGGAUCUGGAGUAUUGUGACGGAUCGCGACAGUGCGAUUAAUGUCAAGAUUGGGAAGUUGAUGAGUUUGAGUGUGGAUGAGACGUUGACAGAGCCCGUGGCGGAAUUGAUUUUGAGUGACGUCCGGGGAAUGCAUUUGUGA